UCCCCCCUGCCCCUGGGUCGCUCUUUUUAAGCUCCCCUGAGCCGGGGCUGCGCUCCUCUAAUUGGGACUCCUAGCCCGGGCUAUUUCUGGCGCUGGCGCGGCUCCAAGAAGGCAUCCGCAUUCGCUACCAGCGGCGGCGGAGCCAGGCCGGUCCUCAGCGCCCAGCACCGCCGCUCCCGGCAGCCCCGAGCGCGCACCGCAGGCCGGCGGCCGAGCUCGCGCAUCCUAGCCAUCGCUUCAUCUGCUCUGUAGAGAAGGGAAGAUGAGCGAAUCGAGCUCGAAGUCCAGCCAGCCCUUGGCCUCCAAGCAGGAAAAGGACGGCACUGAGAAGCGGGGGCGGGGCAGGCCACGCAAGCAGCCUCCGGUGAGUCCUGGGACCGCGCUGGUAGGGAGUCAGAAGGAGCCCAGCGAAGUGCCAACACCUAAGAGACCUCGGGGCCGACCAAAGGGGAGCAAAAACAAGGGUGCUGCCAAGACCCGGAAAACCACCACAGCUCCAGGAAGGAAACCGAGGGGCAGACCCAAAAAGCUGGAGAAGGAAGAAGAAGAGGGUAUCUCGCAGGAGUCCUCGGAGGAGGAGCAGUGACCAGCCUGCUCUGCAGCCUGCUCCGGACCCGACCCGAGGAGCCGUUUCUUCUGGGACUGGACAGCUUCGCUCUGUUCCCACGCCCCUGACCCUCUCCCCAGGCCCACGCAUCACCGUCCCCUCCUGGCACCAUCACCCUCCACGCGCCUCACCACCACACACUACACAGCACACCAGCCGCUGUAGGCCCCCAGGGUCAAGUGGGGAGCAGUUUUCCUUUGGUUUGGUUCCCAGCGAUCCCUCCCUGCCACGCACACACACACACGCCCUCCAGGACAAGGCUAAUGUCCCACUUAGCCGCACCCUGCACCUGCUGCGUCCCCUUCCUCUCGGGGCUGGGGACAUUGCUGUCUGGGCUCUCCUGCUCUCCCACUCUUCCCUCUAGCUCCGCAUAAAGGGGCUUGGGUGGGCUCCCCUGGCCUUAAAGGGGCCCAAGCCCCAUCUUCUGACAUGCCUCACUCCACUUUACUGGUAGCAGCAGGUGUGGCCAGUGGAGGUGGGUGUUUGGCCUGUGGAUGCCUCCACCCUGUCACCAGGUGGGCUCAUACCUCCCUUUCUUCCUCCCCCACCUUCCUGAGUCCCUGUGCUAGGUUGGACAGUGACCCUCCUUUGGGGCACAGGAAUGAAGGCAGGAGGGAUUUGAGCCCUCUUUCUCCUCUGUUUGCAUUGAUGGGGGCCCUGAGUCAUCAGUUACCCAGGUGGGCUCGAGGAGGCCCAGGGUCCCUGUGGCAGCCACUUAAGGUGGACUGGGACCAUGCACCCACCCUGUCUGCUUCCGCCGUAGCCUCAGUUUCCCACUUCAGAUGGGGCACUAAUACCAAGGAGCUAGCCUUGCCCACUCCCACCCUUCCUGCUCCUCCCUGCCCCCCAAGGUUCUGGUUCCAUCUUUCCUCUGUUCACAAACUACCUCUGGACAGUUGUGUUGUUUUUUUGUUCAAUGUUUCAUUCUGGGACAUCCGUCAUCGCUGCUGCUGCUCCCAGCGCCAAAUGUUCAUCCUCAUCGCCCCCCCUUCUGCCCACAUUCCCCUCCUCCGAGAUGCUCGCUCUUCAAGGGGAACGGGGCUGCGGUGCAGCAGGCUGGGUAACUGACUACCCCAGUUCCAGGGCAGUUGGGGCCCUGCCCCCAGGACGCUGCAGCAGAGUGAGGAGGGGAGGCCCAUGUUGACCGGUGAGGGUAUAGGGGCCACCCUCUCCCCUUGUUCCAUUGGGGAGGGGGUAGCCAUUAUUUGUCCCAGCCUGGGGCCCCCUUCUGGUUUCCUAUUUGCAGUUACUUGAAUAAAAAAUUAUCCUUUUCUGGA
Loxodonta africana (African savanna elephant) is the source of this 1884-nucleotide messenger RNA. RefSeq names its product high mobility group AT-hook 1 (gene HMGA1). Gene Ontology annotation, biological process: regulation of DNA-templated transcription. Gene Ontology annotation, cellular component: chromatin; nucleus. The transcript is spliced from 6 exons. The record is from RefSeq and is a predicted model, not a curated record. Bases 263 to 586 code for a protein of 107 amino acids. Gene Ontology annotation, molecular function: transcription coregulator activity; DNA binding. Lineage: Eukaryota; Metazoa; Chordata; Mammalia; Proboscidea; Elephantidae.